GGGUAUUUGACAGGACCGAGGGCGGACGCAAAGGACGCGGAGGACCUCUGGGUGCCUGCAGGGGAGCUGCUCCAGCAGGGCCGCCGGGAGCUGUGGGGAGAGCAUCGCGGAGCCGCCCCUCCACGCGCCUGCCGGGCCGCGAUCGCCCUCGGGGCUCUCCUGGUAGCAGUGCCAGGGCGCAGGGCGCGGCUGAUCUCCCGCCCCCGCCACCUCCGCCACCAUGCUGCUCCCCCAGCUCUGCUGGCUGCUGCUGCUCGCGGUGCUGCUCCAGCCGGUGCCCGCGCAGAAGUUCUCGGCGCUCACGUUUUUGAGAGUCGAUCAAGAUAAAGACAAGGAUUGUAGCUUGGACUGUGCGGGUUCGCCUCAGAAACCUCUCUGCGCAUCUGACGGAAGGACCUUCCUUUCCCGUUGUGAAUUUCAACGUGCCAAGUGCAAAGACCCCCAGCUAGAGAUUGCGUAUCGAGGAAACUGCAAAGACGUGUCCAGGUGUGUGGCCGAAAGGAAGUAUACCCAGGAGCAAGCCCGGAAGGAGUUUCAGCAAGUGUUCAUUCCUGAGUGCAAUGACGACGGCACCUACAGUCAGGUCCAGUGUCACAGCUACACGGGAUACUGCUGGUGCGUCACGCCCAACGGGAGGCCCAUCAGCGGCACCGCCGUGGCCCACAAGACGCCCCGGUGCCCGGGUUCCAUAAAUGAAAAGUUACCGCAACGCGAAGGCACAGGAAAAACAGAUGAUGCCGCGGCUCCGGCGUUGGAGACUCAGCCUCAAGGAGAUGAAGAAGAUAUUGCAUCACGUUACCCUACCCUUUGGACUGAACAGGUUAAAAGUCGGCAGAACAAAACCAAUAAGAAUUCAGUGUCAUCCUGUGACCAAGAGCACCAGUCUGCCCUGGAGGAAGCCAAGCAGCCCAAGAAUGACAACGUGGUGAUCCCUGAGUGUGCGCACGGCGGCCUCUACAAGCCAGUGCAGUGCCACCCCUCCACGGGGUACUGCUGGUGCGUCCUGGUGGAUACCGGGCGCCCCAUUCCCGGCACAUCCACAAGGUAUGAGCAGCCGAAAUGUGACAACACGGCCAGGGCCCACCCAGCCAAAGCCCGGGACCUGUACAAGGGCCGCCAGCUACAAGGUUGCCCGGGUGCCAAAAAGCAUGAGUUUCUGACCAGUAUUCUGGACGCGCUGUCCACGGACAUGGUCCACGCGGUCUCCGACCCCUCCUCCUCGUCAGGCAGGCUCUCGGAACCCGACCCCAGCCACACCCUAGAGGAGCGAGUGGUGCACUGGUACUUCAAACUACUCGAUAAAAACUCCAGUGGAGACAUCGGCAAAAAGGAAAUCAAACCCUUCAAGAGGUUCCUUCGCAAAAAAUCAAAGCCCAAAAAAUGCGUGAAGAAGUUUGUUGAAUACUGUGAUGUGAAUAAUGACAAAUCCAUCUCGGUACAAGAACUGAUGGGCUGCCUGGGUGUGGCUAAAGAGGACGGCAAAGCAGACACCAAGAAGCGCCACACCCCCAGAGGUAAUGCUGAAAGUACGUCUAAUAGACAGCCAAGGAAACAAGGAUAAAUGGCUCACACAGCGAAGGCAGUUCCUAGACACGUGGGAAAUUCCCUCACCAACGAGCAAUUAAGAAAACAAAAACAGAAACACAUAGUAUUUGCACUUUGUACUUUAAAUGUAAAUUCACUUUGUAGAAAUGAGAUAUUUAAACAGACUGUUUUAAUCUGUGAAAAUGGAGAAGAGCUGGCUUCAGAAAAUUAAUCACAUACAAUGUAUGUGUCCUCCUUUGACCUUGGAAAUCUGUAUGUGGUGGAGAUGUAUUUGAAUGCAUUUAGGCUUAAUUUCUUUGCCUUCCACAUGUUAACAGUAGAGCUCUAGGCACUCUGGUUGCAAUCCUAUGGCUUUCCCUAACCCCUGCAGUCACUUCCAGACGGCUGUGCUUACAGCGUUGUGGAAUCAUGUUGGAAGCUCCACAUUUCCGUGGAAGGUUGUGAUGUACGGUUGACCCUUCAGGCAGUUAACAUGCAGGGGGUGGUUUGUUUCUUGGGGUUUUCUGUUAGUUUGUCUUGUUUUGCUUUCCAGAGAUCUUGCUCGUACAAUGAAUCACGCAACCACUAAA
This is a messenger RNA of Mandrillus leucophaeus (drill), 2114 nucleotides long. RefSeq names its product SPARC related modular calcium binding 2 (gene SMOC2). Gene Ontology annotation, cellular component: basement membrane. The coding region runs from base 221 to 1561 and encodes 446 amino acids. The record is from RefSeq and is a predicted model, not a curated record. The transcript is spliced from 13 exons. Gene Ontology annotation, biological process: extracellular matrix organization. Lineage: Eukaryota; Metazoa; Chordata; Mammalia; Primates; Cercopithecidae. Gene Ontology annotation, molecular function: heparin binding; calcium ion binding; protein binding.